Molecule: messenger RNA, 2422 nt
Organism: Antrostomus carolinensis (chuck-will's-widow)
Lineage: Eukaryota; Metazoa; Chordata; Aves; Caprimulgiformes; Caprimulgidae
Product: epidermal growth factor receptor substrate 15-like
Exons: 5
Source: RefSeq, a predicted model, not a curated record
ACAGACAUAUCGAAGAAGAAUGACCCUUUUGCUCCUGGUGGUAUAACUGUUACUACAUCAAAUGAUCUAGCUUCAGACCCCUUUGCUUCUCUGUUUGGAAAUGAAUCCUUUGGAAGUGGCUUUGCUGACUUUAGUACGCUGUCAAAGGCCAACAAUGAGGAUCCAUUUAGCUCUUCCACAUCAGGUUCUGUCAACAGUGUGGUAAUAACUAAAAACUUAUUUGAGGAACCACCAGCUAAAAAUGAGGAUGUUCCUCCUGCAUUGCCCCCUAAGACAGGAACUCCAACAAGGCCCUGUCCACCACCACCUGGGAAAAGACCUAUCAAUCAAAUAGACUCUUCAGAUUCCUUUAAACCGAGAGAUCCAUUUCAGCCUUUCCCCACCCCAGACAUUCCCAAAGAACAAGAAGCAGAUCUAUUCUGUGAUCCAUUUGCUCCCACCAGCAUCAGUAAAGAGGCUGACCCCAACAAUUUUGCAAACUUCAGUACUUAUUCUACUGAGGAAGACAUGAUUGAAUGGGCUAAGAGGGAAAGUGAGAGAGAAGAGAAAGAGAGAUUGGCAAGACUAAAACAGCAAGAGCAAGAAGACUUGGAACUGGCUAUUGCACUCAGUAAAUCUGAAAUAUCAGAAGCAUGAAGUUUAGAAUAAGAUUGUCUUAUGUCAACUGUUUUGUCCCUUUUCCUGAAUACCUAACCUAUUGAAAUAUUAAUCAGAAAAUACAUAUAUACAAGAAACUAUGAAAGGUUUUAAAUUUUUGAAAGUGGUAUAAAUGUUUCUGCUAAAUUCAAUCCUUUAGGUUAUUAUUGUUUGAAUAACUUAAGUUUAGCAUACAAUUUAUCUCAAGUUUUCAGGAGAACAAAGUACUUUUUCCAGCUGUAAGCAAAUCAGUUUAAAAUGCAGAUAAGUGAGAUUGUAGUUUGACUGUAAUCUGUCAGCAGUUGGUAAUUGAGCAUAAAGUGAACAUAGCAAUUAUUCAGCCAUGGCUGACUGUCUCCCAUCAAGCAGUUAGUCAUCUGAAACCUUUUAUCCUUCAAAAGAGAUUUUAAUAAUGCCAGAGUUGUGGAGUGCUUUAUUUUAUAUGUAUGCAUAUAGAUUUACCUCUUCAUUGAAGAUUCUGUAUUUGGAUUUGAAAUAACAAUCUUCAUAGAGUCUAAGUCAGAAAGCGUGUGUCUUUCUGAAACCUUUAAUGCUUUUCUUGCAUGGUCUUAGGUUUUAAGACAGACCUGUUAUUUUGUUUUAUAAAGCAGUUAAGUUGAAGGUUUAUGUGCAUUUGCUGUUGGCCAAGAUGGCUGUCAAAUUAUGAGACCCCACUGCUAUUUGAGCCACUUUUGCCUUUGAAAUAUGCAGCUGAACUGGCAAGUUAAUAAGUUCAAUUUGAAAUAGGAUUGAAAAUAGAAAUUAAAAACAAGUAGUCUGAUUUUUUAAUUUUUUUUUUUUUUUUUUAACCAAACAGUUAUUUUCUGUAUAUGUAAUUUAUUGAAUGCCAACUGAUAGUUGCACCUUAAACUGAAUGAUUUCUUUAUGGUCACUGAGUCAGAGUAGGAUUGAUAGUUUUUUUUAAUGAAAAUAACUUAAUGAAAAUAACUUAUUGUUCAUUUUGGAAGAACUCUAUUCUGGAGAAUCAGUUUAAUUAAAAUAAUUCCAAAAAGAAUAAUCUUUUGCCCUAAAAAAAAAAAAAAAAGAUGGCAGCAGCAUAAACAUCAAGAGUUUGGUUUUUGUUUGGUUUUUUUUCUUGCACUUUUAACCUGUGGUAUUUCUGUUGAGGAAGUUGAAGUGUUUCAACACACAGCACUGGAGGAGGAAAGGGGGAGAACUCAGCCAUGCUUCAGUGUAUUUAAGCUCUUCCCAUUACCUAUCUAUGCUGCUGUUGCACAAGUUUGAGAGUAGUUUUCAAUUUUUCAGGAAAAAUGGGUAGCCUGACUGGGAUGGUUUUCCUUUUGCACUGGGAAAUGAGCAUUUAAACACCUGCUCAAAAAAAGUAACUUAAAAUUUUGCAAGUAUUAAAUGGUUGUAACUUAUCUAUACAUCUUUGUAAUAAGUGUACACUAAUCUUGCAAAUCAUAUGCUUAACUGGAUUACAUAGUUUCUUAUCUUUUGUUAAAAAUGUAUACUCAGUGGACCAACACAAUAUUAUAUGUAUAUAUUAUAUAUAUAUUCCUGCUUUCCUUUACGGAAUUUAAAGUUUUGAGUCAUUUGAUGUUACAUUUCAUGUUACUGACUCUGACUAUAGUACUUUUACUCAGACUACCAACAAACCACUGCUGUGAGCUAAAUGGCAUUACUUUAUGAAGUUUUAACUUUUUUUUUUUUAAAAAAACUUGUUCAGGUGGGAUUAGCCUCUAUUUAUAGACUUCCCUUUUGUUUAAAAAUUCUAACAAUAGCCUGUAAUUAUGAAGAAAUAAAGUUUAAGUACAUAAGUGUG